AUGACUAGAAAGCUGCUUCUCGUUUUGCUCUUUAUUGGUGCCAUUCUUUGCACCACUCAUGCAAGGAACCUUGUGAAGCAACAGGGUUCCUUUGAGGAGGAGAAGACUUUCUUCCGUAGAUAUGGUGGUGGGUUAGGUGGCGGUGGUGGAGUUGGAGGUGGUGCUGGUGGUGGAGGUGCAGGUGGUGGACUGGGUGGUGGUUCAGGAGCUGGGCUUGGUGGAGGAACUGGACUUGGAGGUGGAGCCGGUGGAGGAGCAGGUGCAGGUGGUGGACUGGGUGGCGGUGCAGGAGCUGGGAUUGGUGGAGGAGCUGGACUUGGAGGUGGCGCCGGAGGUGGCGUCGGUGGUGGUGCAGGAGCUGGGCUUGGUGGAGGAGCUGGACUUGGAGGUGGUGCUGGUGCCGGUGGUGGUGCUGGUGGUGGAGGAGCUGGACUUGGAGGUGGUGCUGGUGCCGGUGGUGGUGCUGGUGGUGGAGGAGGUGUAGGUGGUGGACUCCCUUGAG
This is a messenger RNA of Telopea speciosissima, 502 nucleotides long. RefSeq names its product glycine-rich protein 5-like. The record is from RefSeq and is a predicted model, not a curated record. The transcript has 2 exons. The coding region runs from base 1 to 501 and encodes 166 amino acids. NCBI's taxonomy places the organism in Eukaryota, Viridiplantae, Streptophyta, Magnoliopsida, Proteales, Proteaceae.